Molecule: messenger RNA, 234 nt
Organism: Penicillium odoratum
Lineage: Eukaryota; Fungi; Ascomycota; Eurotiomycetes; Eurotiales; Aspergillaceae
Exons: 1
Coding region: 1-234 (77 amino acids)
Source: RefSeq, a predicted model, not a curated record
AUGUCCGCGCCUGGCGGUGCCCCUAGCCCUGUGCCUCGCAGCGGCAGUAUGGGCCCUGGUGCAAAUGGGAUGCCUAUGAAUUCUCAACAGCCUCUUUCUGGCCAGCCGGUACAUCCACCGCCGACCCCUGGCCCACCACCGCCGCAAAGUGGUGCUAUGUCACAGCAGAACCUGAACCAAAUCGUGAGUGGCAUUUCGUAUAUGACAAUCAGCAUUCAGUCUACCCCUGCCUAG